This is a messenger RNA of Coccinella septempunctata (seven-spotted ladybird), 1872 nucleotides long. Its product is annotated as protein disulfide-isomerase A3. Gene Ontology annotation, cellular component: endoplasmic reticulum. The record is from RefSeq and is a predicted model, not a curated record. The transcript has 8 exons. Bases 122 to 1600 code for a protein of 492 amino acids. Gene Ontology annotation, biological process: response to endoplasmic reticulum stress; protein folding. Gene Ontology annotation, molecular function: protein disulfide isomerase activity. Lineage: Eukaryota; Metazoa; Arthropoda; Insecta; Coleoptera; Coccinellidae.
CCACGUAGAGCAAGGCAAAUAGCGGAAAAUUAAUUAGCAGCUCUAAUUCGACGGUGGAUACGCCGAUGUGACAGUGUAUAAAUAUAACACCGGUUGGAAAAGUGUGAAUAAUUUGAUAAUUAUGUUACUCGUGAAACUUUUCCUCUUUUCUUUUCUUUGCUACACAGCAUUUUCAAAGGAGGAAGAUGUUAUAGAUCUUGGAGACGGCGACUUUUCCAGCAAACUUGCCGAACAUGAAACUGCACUUGUCAUGUUUUAUGCGCCUUGGUGCGGACAUUGCAAAAGAUUGAAACCGGAAUACGCUAAGGCAGCAGAAGAACUUGUCAGAAACGAUCCACCAAUCACCCUUUUCAAAGUUGAUUGUACUGAAGCUGGUAAAGAAACAUGUAACAAGAACAGCGUAAACGGGUAUCCUACGCUGAAAAUUUUCAGAAAUGGCGAAUUUUCACAAGAGUAUAAUGGACCUAGAGAAGCAUCAGGAAUUGUCAAAUAUAUGAAAGCUCAAGUUGGUCCCAGUUCGAAAGAAUUGAAGACUGUUGAAGAAUUGGAGAAGUUCUUGAAAUCUGAAAAUGAUGUGUCUAUUGUUGGUUUCUUUGAAAAAGAAUCGGAACUCAAAACAGCCUUCUUGAAAACAGCAGACAAACUGAGAGAAUCUGUUCGUUUUGCACACUCUUCUUAUAAAGAAGUCUUGGACAAACAAGGCUUGAAGGAUAAUGUUGUUCUUUUCCGACCGGAAAUUUUGAAGAACAAAUUUGAAGAUAACCAAGUUGUUUACUCUGGAAAUGCAGAUUCUGGUUCCAUCAAGGAUUUCAUCACUAAAAACUAUCAUGGUCUCUGUGGACACCGUAAAUCUGAUAAUAGACAAGAUUUCAAAAACCCCUUAGUUGUUGCCUAUUAUGCUGUCGAUUAUGUGAAAAACCCCAAGGGAACCAACUACUGGAGAAACAGAAUCCUCAAAGUAGCAAAGGAAUUCAAAGACCAAAUCACCUUCGCAAUCAGUUCCAAGGAUGAACUCACACAAGAAUUGAAUGAAUACGGCGUUGAUUUCAUCAAGCAUGAUAAACCAAGGGUAUUUGCCAGGGAUGAGAAGAACCAGAAGUUCGUUAUGGAAGAUGUUUUCUCAGUUGAAGCUUUGGAACUUUUCGUCCAAGAUCUUUUGGAUGAUAAAUUAUCACCUUACGUCAAAUCAGAACCCAUUCCUGAAAGUAAUGAAGAACCAGUCAAGGUUGCUGUUGCCAAGAACUUCGAAGAACUUGUGCUCAAGAACAAUAAAGACACACUUAUUGAAUUUUAUGCACCCUGGUGUGGACAUUGCAAAAAACUAGCCCCAGUCUAUGAUGAACUUGCACUCAAGCUUAAAGAUGAAGAUGUUUCCAUUGUUAAAAUGGAUGCUACAGCCAAUGAUGUACCUCCCUCUUUUGAUGUAAGGGGUUUCCCAACAUUGUUCUGGUUACCAAAAGACUCUAAAGACAAACCUGUGAGAUAUGAUGGUGGCCGUGAAUUAGAUGACUUCGUCAAUUACAUUGCUAAGCAUGCCACCAAUGAAUUGAAAGGUUACGAUCGGGCAGGAAAGCCUAAAGCAGAUAAGACUGAACUAUAAGAAAUCAAUUGUGAAUUAUAGUUUUAUGUAAUAUUUAAUUUCAUUGUCAUCAUUUUAAAAUGUUUUGUUCCAAAUGGUGAGAUUUAGAAUUGAUAUUUUGAUUUUAUCAAGAGUUUUACAUGUUCAUGUAGAGCUGAAUUAUUGCAAUUGAGUGCAACUUGAGGUUGUUGGAACAUUUUAAGACAUUCAUUCAUGCUGAAUUGUAAUGCUUAGUUUCUUUGAGUUCGUAUUUUUGUUACAAGAGAUUUUGGAAAAAAAAUAAUAAGAAACAA